Messenger RNA from Plasmodium falciparum 3D7, 2274 nucleotides. RefSeq lists its product as uncharacterized. The transcript has a single exon. The record is from RefSeq and is a predicted model, not a curated record. NCBI's taxonomy places the organism in Eukaryota, Apicomplexa, Aconoidasida, Haemosporida, Plasmodiidae. The coding region runs from base 1 to 2274 and encodes 757 amino acids.
AUGAGCUUUGAAGAUAAAAAUUAUUCUUUUAGUGGUCAAAGAAAAGAGAAAGGGGUUUCUAGUUACAAAGAAGAAUUAAUAAAAUGUGAAUCGAGUGAUAAAUGUGAAUAUAAAACAAAAAUAAAAGUAAAGAUAGGAAAUAACCAAAGGAUAUUAUUAUUAUUAAGACAUUUGAAUGAAGAAUAUUAUUUAAUAUUACAUCAACAUAAAUUAAUAAUAGGUUAUCCUAUGACAUAUAGAAAGAUAGCACCUGAAAGAUCUACAUAUCAUUAUAAAGCAUUUUAUGAAAAGGGUGAUGAUACAUAUGAAAACCAGAAUAAAAGAGGUAAAGAUAGAUGUGAAGGAUAUAAAUUUAAUGAUCAAGAUCGAUUAAGUAUACCAAUAUUUGAAGAUUUCAAUGAUAAGACAUUUUCUAUAUGUUGUUCAUGUGCAGAUACACCUAUAACAUUUGAAUCUAAUAAUAGUACAAUAUAUGGUGGUUUACCACGAAAUAUGAGAUUACAAUGUAUUAAUGAUAAUGAAACAAAUAGAAAAUUAUAUAAAGAAAGAAUUGUAUCUGUAAAAAAGAGUAUACGUCAUCUUUUACCAUUUUAUGCUAUAUUUCGUUUUAUGAGUGAUGUUAAAAUAUUUAUAAUAUUUCAUAUAAAUAUCAUAAAAAAAGAAAAAGAUUUUUCUACUUAUUAUAAAUUAUAUGAAGAAAAAAAAAAUAAUUUAAAUAAUAAUAUAUCAUAUAGAUAUGUAUUAGAUGAUUCUAGAAAAGAAAUUAAAUUAUUUGAUGAAAAAACAUUUAAUAUAAGUUCUUCUUCAUCCGCUUUUGACAAUAUUAAUAUACCAAGUAUAUAUAAUAAUUAUUUAUUAUAUCCAUUUUAUCCUGAUGAAUUAUAUAAUAUAAAAUAUGAUACAUUGGAAUAUGGAUGUUCUUAUAAUAAAGCUUUAAAAUUUGAAUGUAUUGAAAAUGAUGAAAAAAAAUGUGAAUAUACAGAUUCUACUUGUUUAAAAAAAUCGAUAUUAAUACCUAUUACAUAUGUGUCUGAUAAAAAGGACGUAUGUGGAUUGAUAGGUUAUAAUGAUAUAUCUAUAUGGAAAAAUGAAAAUUGUUUAGAAAAUAUAAAAUGUAUAAAAAACACAGUAGAAUCAUAUUUAAAUACAGCUCAAGAAAUUACAAAAGGUAAUGAAGAAAUAUUAACAAAAUUGCCUAUCAUUAAUGGAAAAUAUCCUCAUUAUAUUUUUAAAAAAAAAAAUUAUGAUAUAAAAUCUUCAAUUAAUAAAAGAUCUAUCCAGUUCUUUAAAGACACUAAUAUAGAUCAUUAUAUAGCAUAUGAAUAUUAUAAGGAGGACCGUACGGAAUUUAUAUUAACUAUUAUGAAUGAAAAAAAUAUUACUCAUCAAGAAACUCAAAGUCUUGAAAUGAAAAAGUUGAAAGGGAAAAAUGAAGAUUAUAUGGGUCAUACGAAUGAUGCUUAUAGUCAACAUGGUGAAAAUAAUAAAAUGCACAGUAUCAAUUCUGAUAGAAAUAAAAAUGAUUAUAUUCCAUCUUCCUAUUUACAUACAAUAUAUAAAACAUUUAGCGAACAUAUAAACCGAGAUAAUGGAAAUAUUUAUGAUGAUGAAAAAAAAAAUUUAUAUGAUGGAACUGUUUUUUAUAUAGAAACAUUAAACGAAUUAAGAAUUAUAAAUAUAUUAUUUUCAGAUUCAUGUAAUGAAUUGAAUACUGAUACUUGUGGAGUUCUUGUACAUAUAUGGAAUCCAUCUAAAGAAGCUAUCAAAGGUAGAUUAAAAUUACAAUGUUUUAUAAACAAAGAAGAUAAAUAUACUGAUGAAAAAAAUCUGGUGUAUGAACAAGGAGUUUAUCAUUUUUUGUUCUUUUUUAAAGUACCUUUAGAAACAUUUUUAUCAUUCAGAAAUUGUACGGUACAUGCAUAUGGAGCUUUCCAAUUAUAUGAUAUGCAAACCUAUAUUAAUUAUAAAAAAAGCUUCUUUAGAAGGUUUUUUUAUCAUCAACCUAAAGAAAUUAAUGGUAUUGAAUUAUAUGCUCAAGGUAUAAAGAAAUUUAUUUGUUGCCAAGAAGAUAUACAUAUAUGUAAAAUUAAAAAUAUACCUCAAUGUAAUACUAAAGAAUCUCUUAAUCUAAUAAGUGUUUUUAUUUCCAUAUUAAUCAUUUCUCUUAUUAUUUUUAUCUAUUUUACUGGAAAUAAAAAAAAAAAAAAUACAAACACCCAGGAAAAUCUUCAAAGUACGCAAAAUGUUUCUCUCAACCAAAACGGAACAUCAUAA